AUGAUUACAGAAGCUCAGGUCAAAGUACAAACUCCACCACCAGUGCCCACUCCAAGGACAACUACUGAAUCCCGUCCAGCAGCACGCACAAGACCAGAGCUUCCAAAAAUUGCAGGCAAGGAAAAUCACAGAGACAGUUUAGAACAAGAAAACUUUCUCAAUAAAGUGUGCAAGUUUGAGUUGAUAUCUCGAGGCAGCCCAAAAUCUCCUAGUGCUUCCACGUGUAAGACAGAAGUGGUUAAAAGUCCAGAACCUUGUAUUAAUACACAAAUUCAUCUGGGAGAAAAAUUGUUUCCCCGAGACACUUUGACCACUCGAAUAUCUGCCAGUGUCCUUCAUGGCAGUCCAGAUCGUGUCUACAGCUCUUGUAGUUCCAACAGUUCUUCCUCACUGACCAGUGUCAGUAGCAUAUCUUCUGACAUGUCCUCAUCUCGGGACACUGGAUCCAACAAAGCAUCUACACAUUCAAGUAACACAUCAAAAAAUAUCACUGAUUCUCCAGAUUUAACAACUAGUCCUAUUUCUUCACCUUUAAAAAAUGGGACCCAAGCAACUCAUAGCAAUGGUUUGUUAAUGUCAAACGGAGAUGUUUCUUUAGAAGAGGUAAAACGGAACACAUUUGAAGGGAUGGAUUUUGACUUCAAUGAAUUGACAGCCAGUCAGCAGGAUCUGACAAUUCGGCAUAGGGAAAUUGUCACACAGCGUAAAAGGGAGCAAGAACUUGAGAGGCUAGAACGUCAACGAUUGGAGGAAAUUCUUAACAUGUGUGCUGAAUAUGAGCAACAACUUGAACAGGAGAAACAGAACUGUAGUGAUUUCAAGAGCACUGUCACAAAUUCUCCCCUUCCAUUCCAAGUGAACCAGGUAUCAUCUUCUCAGAGUAGCACAGCAGUGGUUACUCAGACUCCACAACCAGCAACCCGGCACAUUAAACCUCCUUCAUUGCUAGAGAUUAAUCUUGACUCCAGCAAUAAUGAGUUCAAAGACAAGACCGAUUUUCGGAGUUCAGUAAGCAAAAUCAAAACUAAUGGCUCAUUGACACGGCUUUCAUCGCCUAACAAUCCUCUUCAAGAAGGAAUAUUUGGAUUCCAGAAUAGAAAAGGAGGUUCAAGUUCUUCCAAUUCUGAAGAUGAGCUCUAUAACAGCUCUGAAAAUACAGGUACAAUUAAACGACGUCCGGGUCAAGACUCUUCAACCUCCACCACCAGUAAGCCGCCUACUGCUACUGCUGUUGCUGUUGUUGUGCCUGCCACAGAGGCUGAAGUGAAAACGCCAUCAACAUCAGUGACAUCUUUAUCCCAAAAUGAUGAUGAGAUACAUGAUACAGCUGUCUUGACUACAGCCAUCACAAAGUGCCAAAUUAGCCCCAAAGAAACCUUUAAUUCUGCAGACGUUACUAAUUCUCUUAAUUCUGCAUUGACAGAAUCUAAUGUGAACAUCAAUUGCAAUGGUUUAUCAUCGCACAAUGAUGAGUCUGGGUCCUCAGCUUCAUCUACAGGAACAUUAAAAGAUCAUUCCCCACGGUCUUCAGUCAGUGAUAACAAAUCUAUGGGGAGUGGCAGUCGUACACCUGUCAACAGUGAUAGUGAGCAUAGCUUAAGCCCAACAAAAUCUGUUGACAGGCCGCCUUCGUCAAGUGGUGUGGAAACUUCCAGUGAAAACAGCUUAGUCAAUAUUGAGGAAUCGGAAUUAUGGCGGCAACUUGGGAAAUUAAAAAGAUCCAAAGGGGAUUUAUUGCUAAGAAUUGCAGAUUUAAAGAAACAAAUUAUGGAUAUUGAAACACAAGAAAAUGAGGCCAUCAGAGAGAAAGUGGAGGAGAGACAAAUAAUUUUUCUUUUUUUCUUUCUCUCCCUUUUGCUUUGUUCUUUUUUCUUUCUUCCCCCCCUUUUUCUUUUUUCUUUCUUCCCCCUUUUUGUUUCUUCCCCCUUUUUUCUUUCUUCACCUUUUUUCUUUCUUUCCCUCCCUUUUUCUUUUUUCUUUCUUUCCCUCGUUUUUCUUUCUUUCCCUCGUUUUUCUUUCUUUCCCUCGUUUUUCUUUCUUUCCCUCGUUUUUCUUUCUUUCCCUCGUUUUUCUUUCUUUCCCUCGUUUUUCUUUCUUUCCCUCGUUUUUCUUUCUUUCCCUCGUUUUUCUUUCUUUCCCUCGUUUUUCUUUUUUUCCCUUUUUUCUUUUUCCCCCUUUUCCUUUCUUUUUUUUUCUUUUCUUUCUUUCUUUUCUCUUUUUCUUUUUUCUUUCUUCCCCCCCUUUUUUUCUUUCUCCCCGCCUUUUCUUUUUUUCUUUCUCCCCGCCUUUUCUUUUUUUCUUUCUCCCCGCUUUUUCUUUCUCCCCGCUUUUUCUUUUUUUCUUUCUCUCCCCUUUUCUUUAUUUUACCUUUUUCUUCCCUCUUUUUCUUUCUUCCCUCUUUUUCUUUCUUUCUCUCCCUUUUUCUUUUUCUUUUUUCUUCUUCUUUCCACUUGUUCUUCUUUCUCUCCCUUUUUCUUUUUUCUUUCUUUCUUUACCCUUUUUCUUUCUAUCGUUCCCCCAUUUUCUUUUUAUUUUCUUUCCCCCUUUUUUGUUCCCCUUUUUCUUUCUUUCCCCCUUUUUUCAUUCUUUUCGUUCCCCCUUUUUUUUCUUUUUCUCCCUUUUUUUCUCUCUCUCUUUUUUCUUUCUUUCUUUUUUCCCCCAUUUUCGUUUUUUCGUUCCCCUUUUUCUUGUUCCCCUUUUUCUUUCUCUCCCUCUUUCUUCUUUCCCCUUUUUUCUUUUGUUCCGCUUUUUCUUUUUCUCCUUUUUCUUAUUUCUUUCUCUCCCUUUUUCAUUCUCUCUUCUUUUUCUUCCACCCUUUUUUCUUCUUUUUUCUUCCCCCUUUUUCUCUUUUCUUUCUUUCUCCCCCUUUUUCUCUUUUCUUUCUCCCCCUUUUUCUCUUUUCUUUCUCCCCCUUUUUCUCUUUUCUUUCUCCCCCUUUUUCUCUUUUCUUUCUCCCCCUUUUUCUCUUUUCUUUCUCCCCCUUUUUUCUUUUCUUUUCUCCCCUUUUCUCUUUUCUUUCUCUUUUUCUCUUUUCUUUCUCCCCUUUUUCUCUUUUCUUUCCCCCUUUUCUCUUUUCUUUCUCCCCUUUUCUCUUUUUUUCUCCCCUUUUUUCUUUCUCCCCUUUUUCUCUUUUCUUUCUUUCUCCCUUUUUUCUCUUUUCUUUCUUUCUCCCCUUUUUCUCUUUUCUUUCUUUCUCCCCCUUUUUCUCUUUUCUUUCUUUCUCCCCUUUUUCUCUUUUCUUUCUUUCUCCCUUUUUUUUUCUCUUUUCUUUUUUUCUCCCCUUUUCUCUUUUUCUUUCUUUCUCCCCCUUUUUCUCUUUUCUUUUCUUUUCCUCCCCUUUUUCUCUUUUCUUUCUUUCUCCCCUUUUUCUCUUUUCUUUCUUUCUCCCCUUUUUUCUCUUUUCUUUCUUUCUCCCCUUUUUCUCUUUUCUUUCUUUCUCCCCCUUUUUCUCUUUUCUUUCUUUCUCCCCCUUUUUCUCUUUUCUUUCUUUCUCCCCCUUUUUCUCUUUUCUUUCUUUCUCCCCUUUUUCUCUUUUCUUUCUUUCUCCCCCCUUUUUUCUCUUUUCUUUCUUUCUCCCCCCCUUUUUCUUUUCUUUCUUUCUCCCCCCCUUUUCCUCUUUUCUUUCUUUCUCCCCCCCCUUUUCCUCUUUUCUUUCUUUCUCCCCCCCCUUUUCCUCUUUUCUUUCUUUCUCCCCCCCCCUUUUCCUCUUUUUCUUUCUUUCUCCCCCUUUUCCUCUUUCUUUCUUUCUCCCCCCUUUUCCUCUUUUCUUUCUUUCUCCCCCCUUUUUCCUCUUUUCUUUCUUUCUCCCCCCCUUUUCCUCUUUUCUUUCUUUCUCCCCCCUUUUCCUCUUUUCUUUCUUUCUCCCCCCCUUUUCCUCUUUCUUUCUUUUCCCCCCCUUUUCCUCUUUUCUUUCUUUUUCCCCCCCUUUUCCUCUUUUCUUUCUUUCUCCCCCCUUUUUCCUCUUUUCUUUCUUUCUCCCCCCCCUUUUCCUCUUUUCUUUCUUUCUCCCCCUUUUUCUCUUUUCUUUCUUUCCCCCCCCCUUUUCCUCUUUUCUUUCUUUCUCCCCCUUUUCCUCUUUUCUUUCUUUUCUCCCCCCUUUCCUCUUUUCUUUCUUUUUCCCCCCCUUUUCCUCUUUUCUUUCUUUCUCCCCCCCUUUUCCUCUUUUUUUCUUUCUCCCCCCCUUUUCCUCUUUUCUUUCUUUCUCCCCCCCUUUUCCUCUUUUCUUUCUUUCUCCCCCCUUUUUCUCUUUUCUUUCUUUCUCCCCUUUUUCUCUUUUCUUUCUUUCUCCCCCCUUUUUCUCUUUUCUUUCUUUCUCCCCCCCUUUUUCUUUUCUUUCUUUCUCCCCCUUUUUUCUCUUUUCUUUCUUUCUCCCCCCUUUUUCUCUUUUCUUUCUUUCCCCCCCUUUUCUCUUUUCUUUCUUUCUCCCCCCUUUUUUCUCUUUCUUUCUUUUCCCCCCCUUUUCUCUUUUCUUUCUUUUCCCCUUCUUUUUCUCUUUCUUUCUUUUCCCCUUCUUUUCUCUUUUCUUUCUUUCCCCUUCUUUUCUCUUUUCUUUCUUUUCCCCUUCUUUUCUCUUUUCUUUCUUUUCCCCUUCUUUUCUCUUUUCUUUCUUUUCCCCUUCUUUUUCUCUUUUCUUUCUUUUCCCCUUCUUUUUCUCUUUUCUUUCUUUUCCCCUUCUUUUUCUCUUUUCUUUCUUUUCCCCUUCUUUUUCUCUUUUCUUUCUUUUCCCCUUCUUUUUCUCUUUUCUUUCUUUUCCCCUUCUUUUUCUCUUUUCUUUCUUUUCCCCUUCUUUUCUCUUUUCUUUCUUUUCCCUUCUUUUCUCUUUUCUUUCUUUUCCCUUCUUUUCUCUUUUCUUUCUUUUCCCUUCUUUUCUCUUUUCUUUCUUUUCCCUCUUUUUCUUUUCUUUCUUUUCUUUUCUUUUUCUCUUUUCUUUCUUUUCCCCUUCUUUUUCUCUUUUCUUUUCCCUUUUUCUUUUUUUUCUUUCUUUUUUUUCUUUCUUUUCCCCUCUACACCAUUUUGGGUCGUUUUUUUUUUUUUUUUUUUUUUUUCUCCUUCUUAUUUUUCCUGCUUUUUUUUUCUCUCUCCUUCUAUUUUCCUGCUUUUUUUUCUCCUUUUUUUUCUCCUUUUUUUUCUCCUUUUUUUUCUCCUUUUUUUUUCUCCUUUUUUUUUGUCCUUUUUUUCUCUUGUUUUUUUUCUCCUUUUUUUUCUCCUUUUUUUUUCCUUUUUUUUUCCUUUUUUUUUUUUUUUUUUUCUCCUUUUUUUUUCUCCUUUUUUUCUCUCUUUUUUUCUCCUUUUUUUUUUUUCCUUUUUUUCUCCUUUUUUUUUCUUUUUUUUUUUUUUUUUUUUUUUUUUUUUUUUUUUUUUUACUUUUUUUUUUACUUCCUCUUCCUUUCACCUUUUCAUUUUUCCUUAUCCUUUUUUCUCUUUUCACCUCCUUUUUUCUCUCUUUUUCCUCUCUUUUAUUUUCUCCUCUUUCUCUUCCUCUCUCAUUACUUGUAUAUUUUUCCUUCCUCUCUUUAA
Acanthosepion pharaonis is the source of this 5517-nucleotide messenger RNA. Lineage: Eukaryota; Metazoa; Mollusca; Cephalopoda; Sepiida; Sepiidae. The record is from the annotation of a GenBank genome assembly.